Molecule: messenger RNA, 4117 nt
Organism: Thamnophis sirtalis
Lineage: Eukaryota; Metazoa; Chordata; Lepidosauria; Squamata; Natricidae
Source: RefSeq, a predicted model, not a curated record
AUGGAAAAGAGAAGUGAUCCUUGCAUUGAAAAUACCCGGGGCAGCUUGGACUGGUUAAAUGCCAAUUUUAAACGCUUCAGCAAAUUAGCCACUUAUCAAGACCUGACUGGCCUGAAUCCAGAUUUUAAUGCACUGGAUGCAGUGGCAGGUCUCUCUCCAUGGCAACUGGCUGACUACACAUUAGGAGGUGGUGUUCUGCGUGACACAGACAAAGCCCGGAAGGUCUUUGGGGCUCUUGAAUCACAGGAUAUUGCAGAGUUUAUGGAUGCUCUCAAUGCUGUUGCCAACCAGCGUCAUCUGUCUCUACUGCCCCACUUGGAGAUGAGGCGGUUCAUCCUGAAUGAGGUUUUCUGUCACUUGAGUGGCUUCAUCCAUCUCUUCACCCCAGCAGAUUAUGACACAUGGUUUGGACAACGGCUCCACUUUUUCCUGAGUAGCCUGAAUGCCCAGAAUCUUGGUUUCCUACCUAGUGACCUGAGCUGUGAUUCCCUUGCAGCCAUAGUGAGCACUUUAAAGGACCACCAUGGCAACAACACAUUUGAAAACCCUGAAGAUAUAUAUUCUUUUAUAAAGCGGGUUCUCCAUUUCCAUGUACAAAAUUCAGUCAGAUUCCUUGGAGUUGUUCUCUGCAAGAGCCUUGGCGGAGCUGUCAGUUCAAAGCCAUACCGUCUACAGCACUUCAGCCAUGAAGCACGUGUUCCAGACUAUCAAGAAGAAAGCAGAUGCAAACCAGUUCCUUGGCAUUUAUUUGGAUGAGUUCAACUCCUUUGUAAUGAAGAAUCAUGAUUUGCUAAGCAACAUCAAUAUCAGGGAUGCCCUGAUGAUGCUGUCAGCAGAGAUCAACUUUCCCCAAGUGUCAGCUCUUUCUUUGAAAGACAUGGCUGGGUGGCUAGAAAGACUCAACAUCUUGCUGCCAGGUAUCAAUGGAACCAUGCUGGAAUUGCUGCCACUGGACAUGUCCUGUCCAUAUUUCCAAGCAGUUGUGAAAGCUCUAGACAGCGUUUACUCAACAUUGUCAAGCAGGAAGAGGCAAGAUGUAUAUGGAUUUCAGAAGACUUACUUGACUGCCCAGUUUGCUGUCUCAGGGUCAGCAUGUGAUGGAGGGACGAUUGAUAUCAAAGAUCUACUGUUGAAGAAUUUUGGAAAGUUUUGUUCGAUGGCUAAACUAAGUGAACUUCAAGCUUUUUACCCAGAACUUAAUGGAGUGGAGAAACCUGUCUAUAUCAGCCCUAAACAAACAGCUGACUUUACCAACAUCGCUCAGAUGUUGCAGAAUGUAACUCUUGCCAGGCAUGCCAUUGGAAUGAUCAAGAAUUUUAGCAAUUAUUACUCUCUCCGUGAAUAUCUAUCCAGACUCCAAAGGGGUCCUUGCCAGGGCACCAUAGACACAGCUGGUCCAUGUAGGCAAUCUUCUCCUGCCUUCACUGUUGAAAUCCAGCAAGAAAUCUUGGAAAACGCACUUUUUUUCCUCAAAAAAGAAGGUAGCUCAAUGAACUCUUCUCAGUGGAAAGAAGCCUACUUCCUUUUGUUUUCCAACAUCUUGCCACAUCCCAGGACAGUCCACUUUUCCCAGCUGGCUCCCAAAUUGUCAUGUCAUCUCCACACUACCUUGAAGGCUAUCACUGCUCUUCAUUCUAGUCUUAUCAAACAACAGGAAGAACUUGUCAAGGCCAGACAUCUAUGCUAUUCUGGAAGACAUCAUCCUAACAUUAAAGCAACAAUUCAUAUCCCUGCAAGGGUGACAAAGUACAACUAUCAAGAUGAAACACACAGCAAGCACAGAAUUGGGAUAACUUUUCCCCAUCAGACUAGCAAAUCACAUGUUCUAAGGGACACUACUAAACAAAACCAAGAAAGUUCUCCAGGUAAUAAGCUCAGAAGCAGGGAAAUGGACACUACAGGACACACCACAAUUCAUAAUCUUAGAAACAACACCAGCGGUUUCUUUGAAAAUAUGGCAAAUAAACAAAUUCCUAUCCCUGGAGGUGCCACAAAGAGUAUUUUGCAAAGUAUUAGAAGUCCUAGAUUUACCAGUCCCCAAAGUGCCAGAAUGAAUACCCUUAGAGAUGCCACAAAUGAUGUUACUAAAAGUAUCUCAGCUAACUUCUAUGGAACUGAUACAACUCAUAUUCCUGGAUAUACCACUGAAAAUAUCCUAAUGGAUAGUAGAACACACUCUCUAGGAAUUACUGUGGAAAACGAUUCUAGUAAUGCUAAAGGCAGUAUCUACGAAGUUGCCAUAACUCACAACCCUGCAGAUGUUACUGUCAACCAACAUACAAUUCACAUUCUUGAAAGCAAGAAUGAAAACGUAUCUCAUAGUGUGGUGAAAUAUAUCCUUAAAAGCUCUAUACCUACUAGCAUUAAUGGUGCCAUGGGCCUGCCUGGAAUUAUCUCAGAUUACACCUCCAGAAGCACUCCAACUGGAGGUGUUACCAACAACAUUACCAGUACUUUUACAAGAAACAUUCUUGGAAAUACAGCUGGCAAAAUCUUAGAAAGGAUCACGGCUCACUUUCCUAGUGUGAGAUCUAGCAACAUCCCUGGAGAUGCCAUGAGCAAAUACUUUGAAGAUACCACAAUUCACAUUCAUGGCGAUGCUGCAACUAGCAUCCCUACACACAACAUAACUCACAAUCUUAGAGGUACCACAGGAAAUAACAUUCCUAGAGGUACUACUACAAAUAUCCUUGGUAAUGUCAUAAACAAUGUUCCUGAAGAUACCUCAGUUCGCAGUCGUAAUGGAGUUACUAGUAAAUUUUCCAGUAGUACCACAUUUCAGAUGGUAAGAGGUGCCACGGUCAACAUUGUUAAAAGUAUCACAGCUUCAGUACUUAGAAAUACAAGAGAAGAUGAAUAUAUUCCCAGCCUAAAGAAUUCCACAUAUAAUAUACUUCAUGGCAAUCUAUCUGGUGAGAUCACAGGUAAUGUUAAUGGAGGUGAUACAAUCCCUAAAAUUUAUGAUGCAACAGAAAACAAACAUAAAAUUUCCAUCACUCACAGCCCUGGAAAUGGGGCCAUGUAUUACAUCUCUGGAAGAGUCACAACUCCUUUCUCCACAAGUACCACUGGAAAUAUAUUUCAAAGCCCCACACCUAAUGCUAAAAAAAUUGCAAUGGGAUAUGAUCAUAAAGCAGUACAUGAGGGCACAAUUGGCAAUAUUUCUGGAGGUGCAAUUAGUCACACUCCUGAAGGCACUACGGCAAGUGUUCCUGGUACAAACAAAAACCUGGGAAGUGCCAUUAGCAACAAUGGAGUUUCUCUCAUUUAUAAACCUAGAGAUGCUACUGCCACAAUUAGUAUUGUUAAUGGUGGCCAUAAAAUUUCCAGUGAUCCCAUAUUUAAUAUAUUUAAAAGCACAAUUCCUAUAGGUUCCACAGUUCACAUUCCUAGCAGUAUCACUGACAAUAACAUUGAAAAUAAAACUACUCUCUUCCUGGAUGGUUUCUCAAGCAAUAUUACUAUAGGUAUUCCUGACCACAUAGGCACUUUAGUUACCAUCCCUGGAGGUAUCACAUAUGACAUUCCUCAAAAUACCAUCUCUGGGGUUGUUCCUAGCAUUGCUUCUGAUAAUGAUAGAUACAAAGAUGCCACACCUUCAACAGAUGUUAUAAGUCCCAUUCUUGGAGGUUUUUCUGUAAAAAUUCAGAGUGAUUUUACAAGCAACAGCUCUGAAGAUGUAACUAGCAAUAUUCAUAUUAAUGAUACAACAAGCAUCUUUAAGGAAUCUACAGUUUCUAUUCCCAUGCGUAGCACCAAACAUAACCUUGAAGACAAAGCAACACAUGUUCAUAAUGGUUCUGAAGGUAACAGCCAGAAUAAUGCCACUGGAAAUAUCUCUCAGAAGAUCACAAUUUCUGGAAGCACCAGAAGUACUAUUUCUACUAUUUUUGGAGGUGGGCCAACUCAUCUCCCAGGAAAGGGCAAUGAAGAUGGUGCUCCUGGAAGCCCAAACAAUGAUAGUUCUGGAGCUGUAACAACCAGCAUCUUUUUUGAUGCUACCACACAUACUUCUUCUACUUCUAUUCUUGACAAAGGCAACAGCUGGGCAAAUAACACUGUGCCCAUGUUAUUCUACUGUAUUCUUACUUGGAUUUCUGUCACGGUUUCAUUAUAG